Closterium sp. NIES-67 is the source of this 619-nucleotide messenger RNA. The record is from the annotation of a GenBank genome assembly. NCBI's taxonomy places the organism in Eukaryota, Viridiplantae, Streptophyta, Zygnematophyceae, Desmidiales, Closteriaceae.
ACUGCUUGCUGAAAGCCGUCGAUCACAUUCUGGACCUGCCGGCAUGCUGGCGCUGCGCCAACUGCUUCCACGCCCUCACCUUCCACAUGUACCUGCUCUCUGCCCUCGCCACCUUCGCCCACCGCCCUGCCAGCGACCUUUUCAGCGCCCCAGGGUUGACUAAGCGCUGCAUGGGACGCACGAAUAAGGCAGCUGAGGAUGGCAGCGGCAGGAAGGAUCGGUCAGCAAGAGCCGGUCAGGUGACAAGUAGUGCAUGGUGGACGGCUCGGAAGCAGAGGUUGCAGGGAGUGUUGCGAGAGAUAGAUGGGCGUGCCACCCGUUGUCACAGCAGCACACGUGGCAGCAGCAGCAACAGCAGUGGCAGACGCAGGAGUUGCAAUGACAGAAGCCGUGGCAGCCACUCCUGCUACAGCAGCUCGAGCAUCAGCAGCACCAGCAGCAGCAGUGAGUGCUGUAGCAGUUAUGGCAGGGAGGGGAAGGGCAAGGAGGAGGAACUGUCGGCUUACUUGAAGCCAUGGCUGGGGGGGGUAAUAAGGUGGCAUGUCUGCGAGAGAUGCUGCUGGGGCAGCCAUGCUACCGCCCUCCCUCUCACACGGCCUCUAUCCCCCCUGCUGUAGGU